GUUGAAUGGUGUCCAUCUCUGAUGAAUAUCACAUGACCAUUCUGGUUACCCCUGACUGCAAUCCCCGACCCGAGCAAACAUAUAUGUACAUAUAUAUCGCGGUACGUUCGAAGCAUGCGUUACGAUGACAUGAUAUCUAUUUUAUAUUGUUUGAAUAUCGUUGAGUCCCAGUUUAUAACUCAUAAGUAGCUUUAAAAUCUAUACUUAAAGCAGUAUAAGUCGACUGUCAAAAAACGGGCCCGGAAAAGCCUUAAUACUUCAGAUAACAAUACUGUUAUAACCUAUUCCCCUUGCUCUGCUACUCUUUUUGAUGCUGAUAAUGUUGGGGGUGGUCUUACACCACGCCUGCUGUUAGAUGACUCUGUCUCUAAUUUAAUAAUGAGUUCCACCUCAAGAUCAAAAAGUAUCGAUAGUAGUAAGAGUGAAUUAGACUAUUUUUAAGCAACUACACGACAUGCGUUCCAAAGUUGAGUCACUUGCUAGCUCUUUAUCAAAGCAUGAUGAGCUGAGACAAGAAAUAAAGACACUAACACACCUUAAGCUGCUUCUAUCAAGAGAUAUCGUUCCUGCGGAACUUGAUGAUAUCAUAAAAGCAGAAUGUGUUAUCGACUUUAUCGCUAAUGAAGUUUCCAAGCGAAUAGUCUCUCGUAAUAACGUGAUUGUCUAUAAUAUACCUGCCAGGAUCACCAUUAAAACUGUAAGGAAUUCGAUAUUAAAAGCAUAUAACUUUCAAGACAGUCCAUGCCAACGCAUUCGACUUAAUAAAAAGCACCAGAAAUACUCGUGCCCGGUCAUGUUCAGAUUAGACUCGCAUAUAUUAGCUGAACAGUUAAAAGAACCCGAGCGGCUAAUCUGCGCGCUUACGAAAUUUAGGAACGCUCUUAUAGUCCCAGAUAAGACCACCAAUCAAAGGCUUACGCAGAAACUUACCUUGGACGAAAAUAAAGGUGUUGGGGUCACAACAAACCACGAUGCAUCAGCUGCUGGAUCCACUGAUGCAGCUACCCUAUCUCAUGCUCUCCAGUACUCUGAUAUACCAACGAAAAGUGCUAAUUUGCCUGUUAUGUCUGUAGUGACAUAUGAUAGCCAAUGUACAUCUAAUGACGACACUAACCCGAUAUUUUUCAGUUUACCAUUAGAAGCUCAUAAGCAAAUACUUACUUCUAAUGAGAAAGCUCUUAAAAACACUGUCAAUAUUAAAACUUCUAUGCCAUAUAAGAAGAAUGUAAGUACAGAACCUUCUGGUUCUAGACCCAAUAUCAAAAAUAUUACGAUGACCCCACCAAAUAAAAAUAAGACUGUACUUCCCGACACCAUGAUUUACCUUACGCAUCGUAGGGGAGGUUAUAAGGGUAGACUUGACUCAAAUGUCUCACAAGAUGGCCACUGCAAUCAUUGCGUAAGCAGGCAUAAUAUUGGACAGACCACAAUGAACCAACGCACCCUACGGUUAUCCUCAAACGUUUUAAAUAAUAAACCUGUAAGACGUAACUUUCCUCAACACUUUCCCAUUGGGCAAGAUGGAUUACUAGGUUACUCACCAUCAACCCAACCCCAACUGGCAGGUGCCUGUCUUAACUGUCCGCCUAGUCAAGUUCAAAAAAUUAAUCCACUUUAUCAAAAUAAUGAUUUUAUUGGCCUUCAGAAAUUCCUGGUCCCACUAGCAAUACAGUUUGUUCAAGCGAUAGCCCAUACGAUCAGUCAAACAUAAUAAACCACAGUCUAUGCAAAUCCAAACUACAUAACAUCAAUAGGGAAGCUCUCGGUUUUUUUAAACUCCACACUCCCUUUUUAAACUUAUUACUUAUCAAUGCACGUUCACUUCUGAACAAAAUUUCAGCCUUGAGAACAUUAGCUUUUCUAGCCAAGCCUUCUUUUAUACUUAUCACUGAAACAUGGUGCUCUCAAGCAGUAUCUGAUUCAGAAUUAAACAUCCAGAACUAUCGACUCUAUCUCUGCGACAGAGAAACUAAGCGAGGUGGUGGUUGCAUUAUAUAUGCUUUGGAUACCCUAACAACUAAUAAAGUUGAAGAUAGUGUUCUGAAUGGUUUACCAGGAUCAGUCUGGAUAUCAGUCAAUACUCUGAAUCAUAGUCUACUCCUUGGAUGUAUAUACAGGGCUCCUGAUAGUUCGAAUAAUGGGAAUGAUAUUAUUAUCAAUGCAUUCAUACAUGCAUCCUCUCUCAACUUUGCUAAGGUUAUCACUGGGGAUUUCAAUUAUCAUGGAAUCAACUGGAGUACCGGUAGUUGUCAGUCAUGUAAUGAUGAGUUCUCGGCAACCAUUAACAUGCACUGCUGGUCACAGUGGGUUCGUACCCCAACUAGAGGCAAUAGUAUACUCAGUAGUAUUUUCGCGAAUAAUGUAGAAAUCAUAAAUGGUUCUGCUUCAAGAGUUAUGUGCGUGGCUAGCAACUCAGUAAAAUCUAUCUCCUUCAUAUGCAUGAAAAUUAAUAAGGCUAUAAAUACCCUUAAGCUUUCGAGAGGUCAUGGAGUAGACGGUAUUUCAUCCUUUCUCUACAAAUAUGGUGGUCCAGAUAUUCCACUUCUUCUUCUAAAGCUGUUUACUCUCUCUAUGGAAACCGGUUCUUACCCUUACUGUUGGAAAACCGCGUACAUCAUACCACGUUACAAAUCUGGAGAUAAAACUGACAUGAAUAAUUACCGGUCAAUAAAUAUUACUCCAGUUAUUUCUAGGAUUAUGGAAAAAGUUAUAAGUGAUGAAUUUUCCAACUAUUUACUUGCUGGAAAAUUUAUCAAUGAUACUCAACAUGGAUUUCUUAAAAAUCGUUCUUGCAUGACAUGUCAUUCCGACUUCUUUAAUUUAGUCUAUUCUCUACGUAGCCAAGGAUAUCUAGUCUUAGUGCUAUAUCUGGACAUUUCUAAAGCCUUUGACAUGGUUAGCCACCAACUUCUUAUGGGUAAACUCGCGUCCUAUGGGGUUCAAAAUCCUUUGCUUGCUUGGUUUGAUUCCUUUCUCAGAAAUCGACAUCAAAUAGUUAAAAUUAACUCUUCAUUGUCUAACGCUGUCCCUGUUAGAAGUGGUGUAAUACAAAGUAGUGUCUUAGGUCCUUUGCUCUUUUUAGUGUUUAUCAAUGAUAUUUGUGAAAGUUUUUGUGUCGGUGAGCCCCUUCUAUAUGCAGAUGAUCUUAAAGUAGUAUAUUCAUUUUCUCCACAUGAGCUGAAAAGUAUGCAAAAUUGCAUCAGCAUGGAGCUUAACAAGGUAGCACAGUGGUGCUUAAACUAGCAACUGGAGCUUUAUACGGCUAAAUGUGAAUGGAUAUACUUCGGCGAUACAUCACUUAACCUAGAGCUUGCCAUAAAUGAAGAAGUGUUAUCUAGGUUACAUACAGUAGUAGACUUAGGACUUAGAUACUCCCAAGACUUAUCGUUUACAGAACAGAUAUUAAAACAGACCUCUAAGUCUCAACGUCUGAUAGGUUACAUCACUUGAAACCUUUACAACAAUUAAUCACGUAUUCUAAUGUGCAGAGCUUGUGCUCGACCUCUUCUAGAAUACUGCACGUUUAUUCUUAGCAGUACACGAAUAAAGGAUAAAUUAAAGCUGGAAUCAGUACAGAGACGAUUUACACUUCGUACUAUUGGUGCUGAUUGCACCUUAACUUAUAAUUCUAGACGUAAUAAACUUAGGCCAGAACCUUUAUGGAAGAGAAAACCGAAAUUUAAUCUUGUCCUUUGUCUUCAAACUACUUCGUAAACUAUCGUUUACAUCCAAUCACGCGAUUCAAUAUGCAGAAACUUCUCAUUAUGACAUCCGUAAUUCCUUGGCACUAGUGAAACAAACUCAUUCUAAAUCAUCUCUUUAUAUGAAUUACUUCACCUGUAAAUUUUCUAGACUCUGGAAUAACCUACCACAAUCUAUCCGCACGAUAAAAUCACUCCCAUUAUUUGUUCGCUGCAUCGAUGCAUACUGCUCCUCUGAAAAUGCAUUGAAUGGUCUAGCACUUACAAGUGUAUCUCAUUCCACAAGUGAUAUUUUAGGAACUUUAAAUGUUUAGCCAUCUUUAUUAGUGAAUCCCCUAAGUAAAACCACCCAUUUGCUGUCAAUAUGUUAACACCGUCCCUAGCAAGUUUAACUAAUUUGGAUAACAUAAACAGUAUAUCACUGUGUCACAUGACACACGCAUUGAGGUAGACCUGAUUCACAUAUUUUGUUAAUUACUGCUUUGCUGUUCCGUGCUCUGUGUUUUCGUUUUAAUUUCUCUAGUUGUAGAUAAUUAUCAUUAAUUCGAUCUGGCACACGAAUUGACUUUAAUUACUCCGUUAAUAAAUCAACAGGCUGUCCAUUUAUGAAAUAUUAAAAAUUCCCGGCUGAUGCAUUGGAUCACUGUAAUACAUGUACUAACUAAACAAUUACUGAACUUGUAUACUUAAAACGUUCUUCUAUCACGUGUUUGUUCUGUACAUCUAAUGUUCCUCUUUAUAUCAAAUUGAUCAUGACUGUAAACUGGCGUGAAUUCUGAAACCAGAAGAAUGAACGAAACUUCAACCAAACAAAAUACUGUGUUAAUAAAAAAUCUGUCAACUUUUUCAUUAACUGAAAAACCGAAAAACAGUAUCAAUGUUCAUUUUAUUCAAGUGUCUUUUCAUUAAAAUAACGUUAUGCAUUGUAUUGACAGAUUUUGCAACAGUUCAAAUUGUUAGCAAAGAUGGACAAUGUCUAGCUGUGAAAUCCUGUUUAAAGAGCGUUUCAUACUAAUUGGGACACAUCAGCUUGAUGUACCUGCAUCUCAGGAGCGAUUUUCACCCUGCGAUUCGAUCCCAGUAUCGUUCGCCUCAAUAGUCAUCGCGUUAUCCACAUAGCUGCUGAGAUCUGAGAGCUACUUGCUUGUGCAAUAGAUUUCUAUUCAUCAGUUUUAUUCUGAAUUUAAACAAAUCGCUUAUAACUGUGUUGUGUAAAGCGAUAAUCAAUAAACUACUUUCUAAUGACAAUAAAUUAUCGAAAAAAAACAAUUAAUUUAGCCGGAUUUGUUGUGAGAUGGUAACUCACUGAAAACAAUAAUGGACGGUGGCGCAAUUUUGUGAAUUGACCAACGUUAGACAUUAACACCGCUGCAUAUCGGCUCAGUGGUUUGUAGGUUAAGCGCUCGCGCGUCACACCGAAGCGUGCUUCCAGGUUUCCCAUGGACUCAUGAUGUCGACUGCUGAAAUUAAUACAAUUCACUUUAUGAAAUAUGUGUUCUCAGUAAUUUCAUAUCUCAAUCAACAAUAAUUAAUAGAAUUAAUUACUGUAAAACAUCUGGAUUCUUUAGGUCAAUAGAAUAAAAAAGUACAAAUAUCUGAAUGAUACGAUAAACUUAAUGAAAAGUGUAAAAUUAACUUAUUUAUCAUAGCGUUCAACAAUCACACCAAUUGUAGGACACAAUACGUUAUGGGCGCAAACAUAAUUGGGGACAAUCAGUUCUUUUAAUCAAUUUAAAAAUCAUAUAUUCAGUACUUCAUAUGUAAAUCUUCCAUCAGUUGUCUUAAGUUUCAUGGUUCCUUUAUUGAUACAAUAAUUACUCUCUGUUCCCGUUCUUUUUGAUUCGAUCAACUCAAUCAUCUGCUUCCAGGUUUGUCAUUUCUGAUUAGUGUUACUUACCUACUUACGCCUGUUACUCUUCAUCAAGGAGCAUAGGCUAACCACCAGCACUCUGCAUUCAACCCUAUCUCAAGCAAUCCUUUCCAGCUACUUCCAGUUGUUAUUCAAUUUUUUUCAUAUCGGCUUCUAUUUCUCGACGUAAUGUGUUCUUUGGCCUUCCACGUUCCCACUCCCCUUCAGAAUUUCAAGUUAGGGCUUACCUCG
Molecule: messenger RNA, 5802 nt
Organism: Schistosoma haematobium
Lineage: Eukaryota; Metazoa; Platyhelminthes; Trematoda; Strigeidida; Schistosomatidae
Exons: 2
Coding region: 455-1711 (418 amino acids)
Source: RefSeq, a predicted model, not a curated record